Acaulospora morrowiae is the source of this 1032-nucleotide messenger RNA. NCBI's taxonomy places the organism in Eukaryota, Fungi, Glomeromycota, Glomeromycetes, Diversisporales, Acaulosporaceae. The record is from the annotation of a GenBank genome assembly.
AUGCAAGAACCAAGUCGAACGAUAGAGAUCAGCAGUGCCUCGGUUAUAGAUCUGAAGGCCGAAUUAUUCAAACAGAAAGAAGAAUUUAAAAAGCAAAGGGAAGAAGCAAACAAUCAACCUGUUUCUGCGGCUCUAAGAAAGAGCGUAAAGAAACCCGGACUCUGGGAGCGUCAGAAUAAAGGGGUGAAUGAAAGGUCUCAUCGAGACGAAUUAGAAUUAGUUGAUGCACCGACCUUAGAAGCUAGUCGAAUAGCGAUGGAAAGGAAGGCCAAGUUAUAUGAUCAACUUAAAAAGACUGGCAUUAGCGACGAUAGGCUUGCAGAAGAAGUCUUGGUCGAUUUUGAUAGGAAAGCUUGGGAGAAUCCCUCAGACGAUGAAUCAAACGAUGAAAAACAGAACGAAAAUGAUGAUCCAUGGGUGGAAUAUGUUGAUGAGUUUGGAAGGACGCGUUUGUGUCGAAAAAGUCAAUUACCUAAAGAUGAUUCUUCUAACACAUCAAUACCUGACGCGGAAAGCGCUCCAACGGAUCUCGAUGAUACGUCGCCAAUGGAAGACGAAAGACAACGAUGGGAAGAGGCCGCGCUGAAAGAAUUGAAAAGUGGACCUAUUCACUACGAUGAAACCAAGGAAAUUCGGACGAAGGGUGUAGGCUUCUAUCGUUUCUCCAAAGAUGAGGAAGAACGUCAAAAGCAAAUGCGCGAAUUAAAAGAGAUGAGACUAGAGACGGAAAUGAAACGGGCGGGUCAUCAAAGUAUUAAGAAUAAGAGAAAAGCUCAACUGGAUGCGAGAAUUGCGAUGAUCCGCUCAAAAAGACAGAAGAAUCCUGUUGCGGCAUCGUCAAUUGAACAAACGACCGAAAAUAUAAUAACAACCAAAUCUGAUGCUCAAACAAAAAAUAAUACAACAGCACCGCCCAUCUUUGAUGCGUCUCAAGAUUCGGUCAAAAAUAUCAACACUUUAGAUGUUAAUACUUUACUAUCCGAUAUAAGAAAGCAAGUUGAGUCGCAAAGUAGACCGAACAAACGAUCCUGA